UAUGGAUCACCAGUAAUCUGGCAAGCAAAAUACUUUCAUAUAAAGUUCAGGAACAAAUGGCCAUAAUCUCCGAUCAUAAACAAGUGACCAUUAUAUUAGAUUGGUUUAAAUAUAAACCUAAUAGAAUAUGCUUCAAUACCAAUAUUUAUCAAUUCAAGGAUGCUACUCCAGAAAACAUAAAAGGAUUCAAAGAGGAUAUUGAACUUGCAUGCCUAACAAGCAACACUUCAACCUAG
Messenger RNA from Acaulospora colombiana, 236 nucleotides. NCBI's taxonomy places the organism in Eukaryota, Fungi, Glomeromycota, Glomeromycetes, Diversisporales, Acaulosporaceae. The record is from the annotation of a GenBank genome assembly.